Molecule: messenger RNA, 1032 nt
Organism: Apiotrichum porosum
Lineage: Eukaryota; Fungi; Basidiomycota; Tremellomycetes; Trichosporonales; Trichosporonaceae
Exons: 1
Coding region: 1-1032 (343 amino acids)
Source: RefSeq, a predicted model, not a curated record
AUGGCCAGUUUGACUUUGUCCUCAACUCGCGUCCCUCCGCCCAAGACCGAAACCAUGUUUCCACUCCACAUUUCGAGCCACCCACACAUCUUCACCACUAUCUUUCACCACUCACCCAACGACACUCUCCUCGCUCUUCGCCAAGUCUCCAGACAGUUCCGCCAUCAAGCGGACGAGGUGUUGGUCCGACACCUACUCAUUGGUAGUGAAGGGAUACUGUUCCUCGACGGUUCCCGCGUGCCGAAGCGACUCCUUCAACCUCGGUUCCUCGACAAAACUCGAGUCCUGGACCUUGUUGGCACUCCAGAAGGGUAUUCCUUGGCGCAGCUGCAACAUUUGGCGGAUCGAUUCCGCAACGUGGAUGUCUUGCGCCAGUUUACGGACGUCAACUGGAAACUCGCCAUUGCGGCACCAGUCUAUCUUCUCAAGGGCGAUGCACCGAGACAGCCAGAUAUGGUCUACAGGGAGUGGUGGGGACAAGGGCACACUCCCCUUCUCACCGCGCACACUCAGGUGGUCAAGAUCAAUGUCUGCCAAAGACACGUGCCCAAGGGCCAGCCCCUCGUGGGCCUUCGGUUUGAUUGGGACAGCGAGGUGGUGUUCUUUUGCUCUCCUUCCACACAACCCUGUCGGUGCCCCCCGCCUCAAAACGAACGAUGGAACGGCAGCCGAAUCUUGUCUGGAGUCAAAACGCCCCGGCUCAAUGGCAUAGCUCAGCAAAUCAUCCGCUACCACAAAGUCGUCACCAACAACAAGCGGAUGUGGACCAUCGUCAACAGCGAAUGUUGGAAACCUGGCUGGGUCGCCAAUGACAACCACUCUCAUUAUUAUAAUACCAAAUGGAGCCGGAGCUGGCUGGCUCCUGGUGACACGCCACUCGACACGGUCCAGGACGACUUCAUUGAUUUCAUCUUAUGCGCCUCCGACCAGCCCAAGUAUCAAAGCAUCAUGUCGAAGAUUCGGUUCAUAUCGCUUGAGGAAUACCGUCGUCAGGUCGGUGAAGAUAUCUUUGGCCAUGUUAUGGCAUUGUGA